AUCCCACUCGCUCACCCACCCCCAAACCCCGUGCACCCUCGCCUGCACCCCCCCUUCCACCAAGAAAGGAGCCCUGCAGCACGCGAGUCCUCCCAGCAAUCUGCAGUCGUUGCCGGAGAAAAAAAAAAGAGAUCAAAAUCCCAAGCCAGGCCUCAGAGGAGCUCAAGCUUCCGAGUCCCCUCCUUCAUCCUCGUCGUCGACAAAACCACGCCAUACCACUACCCACUCGACACCUUUAAGGGUUCUCAGCGCUUUCUGUGCCACGAUUGCAGUGUUGCUCGAAAAAGAACUCGGAGCGUCCCCUCCUUCGCCUUCGACCGCCUCCCGCCUCUACCACGUACAACGGCGUCGCUCUCUAGCCGCUCCCGACCUCAAUUCAUUCCUCGCGAGCUCGGUCCGCCCUCUCCAGCAGCAUCAGCAUCAGUGUCCACUGCACUUUCAUAUCAUUCCCACGCACAGAACACGUCAUGGACGCCGCUGCCUUGCGGGACCGCGUCCAGUCCACCCUCGACGCGAAUGCCGCUAUCCGACAGCAGGCCGAGCUCGACCUCAAACAUGCCGAAGAGAAGCCUGGUUUCACCGACGCUCUGCUCAACAUCCUUGAGGCGGAGCAGGACCCCGGCGUCCGACUGUCAACUGUGGUUUAUCUGAAGAACCGUGUUUCAAAGGGUUGGUCGCCCGCAGAGGAAUAUUCUCAGGCCAAGCCCAUACCGGAGGAGGAGAAGGAAUCCUUUCGCAAUCGCAUCGUUCCCGUUCUCGUCGCCGCCCCUCCGCAGGUACGCGCCCAACUUAUCCCCACCAUACAGAAGAUCCUUUCCUACGACUUCCCCCAGCGAUGGCCCGCCUUCUUCGACAUAACCGUGCAAUUGUUGAACGCCCAGGAUGCGGCGUCCGUGUUUGCAGGCGUGCAGUGUCUGUUGGCGAUUUGCAAAAUCUACAGGUUCAAGUCGGGCGAGAACCGUGCCGAUUUCGAUAAAAUUGUUGCACAUUCUUUUCCCCAGCUGCUCAACAUUGGAAAUUCGCUGGUGAACGAGACAAGCCUGGAAGCUGGUGAAAUCUUGAGAACGGUGCUCAAGGUGUACAAGCAUGCUGUAUAUUUCGAUCUUCCCGUUUCAUUACGCGAACAAGGAACGAUGGCUGGAUGGUGUACACUGUUUUUGAGUGUGGUCAGCAAGGACCCUCCAGAGUGCUCUCUUCCUGACGACCUGGAGCUGCGCGAGACCAACCACUGGUGGAAAGCAAAGAAGUGGGCAUAUGCAAACUUGAACCGGCUAUACGUCAGGUAUGGCAACCCGCAGUCCUUCGGCAAGACGAGUGACAACGAGUAUGCCGAAGUCGCCAAGUACUUCAUCUCCCACUUCGCUCCGGAGAUCCUCAAGGUGUAUAUGGCGCAGAUUGAGAAAUGGGUGUCGAAGACGUUGUGGCUGUCCAAAGCCAGUCUCCACAAGACACUCAACUAUCUGGACGAGUGCAUUAAGCCCAAAGCCAUGUGGGACAUCUUGAAGCCCCACACAGACAGCUUGAUCGAACACCUGAUAUUCCCCGUCCUGUGUCAGUCGGACGAAGACCUCGAGCUGUUCGAGACCGAGCCGCAGGAGUAUCUGCAUCGGAAGCUGAACUUCUAUGAGGAGGCGAGUGCCCCCGAUGUGGCGGCGACGAACUUCUUGGUCACGCUCACCAAGAGCCGACGGAAGCAGACAUACAGCGUUCUCAACUUUGUCAAUGGUGUGGUAAACGCAUACGAGGCCGCGCCCGACAAUGAAAAAGAUCCCAGGAAGAAGGAGGGUGCUCUUCGCAUGAUAGGGACACUCUCUGGAGUAAUAUUAGGCAAGAAGAGCCCCAUUGUCGACUCCGUGGAAUACUUCUUUGUGCGGCAUGUUUUCCCAGAGUUCCGCAGUCCUCACGGUUUCCUCCGAGCGCGCGCCUGUGACACCUUGGAAAAAUUCGAGCAGAUGGACUUCAAGGAUCCCAACAAUCUCUUAAUCAUCUACCGGAACAUUUUGGAAUCAAUGGCUGAUCCCGCUCUGCCCGUGAGAGUAUCUGCCUCCCUUGCACUUCAGCCGCUCAUCAGACACGACGUCAUCCGGGAGAACAUGAAGCAAAAUAUCCCUCAAGUCAUGCAGCAACUCCUGAAACUGGCGAAUGAAGUCGAUGUUGAUGCCCUUGCUAAUGUAAUGGAGGAUUUCGUGGAAGUCUUUGCGCCAGAACUUACCCCGUUCGCCGUGGCUCUUAGCGAACAACUUCGGGAUACUUAUCUUCGGAUCGUGAGCGAACUGCUAGCGCGCAACCAGUCUAACGGGGAUGCGGAUGGCGAGUAUGGAGACUUUUUGGACGAGAAGAGCAUCACUGCUCUGGGUGUCCUUCAAACAAUCGGGACCUUGAUUCUCACCUUGGAGAGCACACCCGAUGUGCUCCACCAUCUUGAGGAAGUUCUUAUGCCCGUCAUUACGACGACGCUGGAGAACAAACUAUACGAUCUUUAUAACGAAGUGUUCGAAAUCAUUGACAGCUGCACGUUUGCAGCCAAGGCCAUCUCACCCACGAUGUGGCGGGCAUUCGAGCUGAUCCACCGGACUUUCAAGGCUGGUGCGGAGCUCUACCUCGAAGACAUGCUUCCUGCUCUGGAAAAUUAUGUCACAUACGGUAGUGAAAUGCUCGUACAGAAUCGAUCAUAUCUCGAGGCCAUCGUCGACAUGGUCCGCACCAUCUUCAAAGACGAUAAGGUCGGCGGUGUAGACCGGAUAUGCGGCUGCAAACUAGCUGAAAUCAUCAUGCUCAAUAUCCGGGGACAUGUCGACGAUUAUAUUCCAGAGUUCAUCGGGCUUGCUUGCACAACUCUUUUCAACGACGAUCCCAAGGUUAAGUCCCUUAGGACGCACCUGAUGGAAGUUGUCAUCAACGCUAUCUACUAUAACCCCGCUUUGGCGCUACACGUGCUUGAGCAGAAUGGCUGGACGAAUAAGUUCUUCAGCCUGUGGUUCUCUAGCAUCGAUAACUUCACUCGCGUCCACGACAAGAAGCUGUGCAUAUCCGCUAUCUGCGCGCUCCUGACGAUCAACGCACAGAAUGUUCCAGUCAGCGUCCAACAGGGUUGGCCGAGGUUGCUCCAGGGCAUCGUUCGCCUGUUCCAGACACUGCCUGCCGCGGAGAAGAACAGGGAAGAGGCGAAGCGCGAAGAGAACUUCGACUACGCCGACUAUAACGAGGAUGAGGAGGAUGAGUGGGAGCAAGACAACGACUGGACAGAAGAGCCCGAUGAGGCCGAGGAUGUCAAGGAUGAAAGUCAAGCAUAUCUGGAGUUCUUGAACGAGGAGGCUCAAAAGUUCAAUGUUGGCGGUGACGACGAUGAAGACGAUCUCGAGGAAGAGGGACUCCUGGAGACGCCCCUUGACAAGAUCGAGCCCUAUGGCAUGUUCAAGCAGGCAUUACUCCUCCUCCAACACGAACAACCCGUCCUCUACGAAGAACUGGCUGGGAAGCUCUCUCCCGACGAGCAAGAAGUGGUACAGGCGGCGAUCCACCAUGCAGGCGAAAUCGAGCAGGCGACUGCGCAAGCACAGGCUGAGGCACAGGCUAAUGGGAUUCCCGUGGUGGCAUAGCUUGCUAGUCGGCGGUGCAUGCCUUACCGUUCCUGUAGCCGUCGAAGUCGCCAUUACCAUAGACUGAGGCAGUUGAUCCUGGACGUGAGGAUGGAGAACGCGGUAUUAGAUUGGGCUGGGGGCGAGUGGGUGAUGCCGAAGAUGCCGAACAUAUUGCGCAAUUGGACGAUUGGAUCAGUGGGAAGACACAUGGUGAAUUUCUGGGGCCAAGCAUUUGCGGAGGGUUGGAGAUAUUGUGGAUAAUGAAUGGGCUGUCGAGGUGGAAAGCUUGAUUACUCUUCCUUUUCUCUGCUAAGCGGUUCAAAUAGAUAGUUGCCCGUGUGGGCGAACCUGAGUAUGACGGAGAGAAGCCUUUGGUGGGUUUGGAAAACUGACAAUGCGACCUCCACAUCGAGGCAGAAGUCUAUGGCAUUGAAUAUCCUGUUUUCUUUUCCAUGCCAUUCUAUGUUAAAAUUACUAUACAACUUCAGCCCGAAAUGCGAGCGAGACAC
This is a messenger RNA of Westerdykella ornata, 4090 nucleotides long. Its product is annotated as ARM repeat-containing protein. Gene Ontology annotation, biological process: protein import into nucleus. Gene Ontology annotation, cellular component: nuclear envelope; cytosol. The coding region runs from base 468 to 3599 and encodes 1043 amino acids. Gene Ontology annotation, molecular function: small GTPase binding. The transcript is spliced from 9 exons. The record is from RefSeq and is a predicted model, not a curated record. NCBI's taxonomy places the organism in Eukaryota, Fungi, Ascomycota, Dothideomycetes, Pleosporales, Sporormiaceae.